Saccostrea cuccullata (small rock oyster) is the source of this 1275-nucleotide messenger RNA. RefSeq names its product GTPase IMAP family member 9-like. The coding region runs from base 1 to 1275 and encodes 424 amino acids. Gene Ontology annotation, molecular function: GTP binding. The transcript is spliced from 2 exons. Lineage: Eukaryota; Metazoa; Mollusca; Bivalvia; Ostreida; Ostreidae. The record is from RefSeq and is a predicted model, not a curated record.
AUGACAGAGAACGACAGGGACUGGACAGGGAGAGCAGGGACAACGACAGGGGAUCAUAGGAGAAAGUCAGGGAGAGAAAGGAAAAUGUCAGGGACUGACAGGGGGACAACAGGGGAUCUUUUGGAAUCUAAGGAAAUAUUUAAUUCAGUAGUGAUUGGCCUAUUUCAGACUGAAAAUGAAAAACAAAAAGUACGAUUGGUUUUGUUAGGAAAAACGGGCUCAGGAAAGAGUGCAACAGGCAAUUCUAUAUUAGGAGGAAAAAUAUUUACCUCGCGUGCAAGCCAGGUCUCGGUCACAGAAACAUGCCAAUCACAAGAUGUGGAAAAGUUUGGAGAUAUUAUAACUGUUAUUGAUACACCUGGUUUUCUUGAUACGAAUAAAGAACGUAACAGAUUGAUUAAUGAAAUUUUGGAAUUUUUUGUGGUAGCUGCACCUGGUCCACAUGCAUUUAUAAUUGUUUUGGGAACAGCUCGAUUCACUCCAGAAGAAGAGCAUGUCAUAGAAGAGAUCGAAAAACUAUUUGGAGAUUCUGUGUUUAAAUAUUCCAUAUUACUGUUCCCAAAAGGAGACGACAUGAAUGCUGAUGGUGUAAACUUUUCUGAGUUUAUGAAUGAAUGUCCAUCCACUUUGAAGGGGUUAUUUGCCAAAUGUGGACAGCGUGUGAUUUCGUUCAAUAAUAGAGCAAGCGAGGAGGACAACGAAAAACAAGUACAAAAACUUUUGGAAAUGGUACGAGGAAUAAUGGAUCAAAAUAAUGGGACAUGUUACACAAAUAAAGAAUUUCAGGAAAUCCAAAAAGCAAUAGAGAGACAAGAGGCCGAAAAAAAGGAAGAAAUGGAAAGAAAAAAGCUAGCUUAUAUGGCCAACAUUGAACUGGAAUUCAACAAAAAGUAUUCUGAGGAGGUCAGAGAUGAUAGUGAAAAGUUUGAUCGUAACAACUUGAUGAUAUCCAAAUUAAAAGAAAGACUUAAAUCUACUACUGAUCCGAUGGAACGUGCCGCAAUAAAUGAAAAGAUUGAAAAAUUCAGAGAUGAAAAUGAUGAGUUAUCUCAGAAGAUAUCGAAGGCUGAAAAAGAAAAACAGAUAGAAAUUCUAAAGAAAAAAGAAGAAUUAGAAAGUCAAUUGAAAUUACAUUUCAAACAAGAUGCAAAAGAAAACGUGUUGAGCAAUUUGCGAGCAUUCGGAGAAGGCACUCGAGGGUUGUCGUAUGCUAUUUCUAUUGGUAAAACAGUAUGUGAUAUAGUUAUUCAAUGUUUGCAGUUCCAAAGACUUUAA